Molecule: messenger RNA, 17660 nt
Organism: Cephus cinctus (wheat stem sawfly)
Lineage: Eukaryota; Metazoa; Arthropoda; Insecta; Hymenoptera; Cephidae
Gene: Wnk
Product: protein split ends
Exons: 21
Coding region: 1113-13235 (4040 amino acids)
Biological process (GO): monoatomic ion homeostasis; intracellular signal transduction; protein phosphorylation
Cellular component (GO): cytoplasm
Molecular function (GO): chloride channel inhibitor activity; protein serine/threonine kinase activity; ATP binding
Source: RefSeq, a predicted model, not a curated record
AUUGUAAUUUUACCCCAGACGGAAUUUAUGGCGGCGCUGUAAAGUGUCGCAUAGCGUCGCAAGGUAGCGCCUUGGUGGCAGUAGAAAAAAAUGGUGAUUAUUUGGGUGUAGUCGGGCGAAUUUCUGCUAAAUAAACGUCCCCAUACGCAGGAUAACUCAAUGGGAAUGAUAACAUUUAGUCGGAUAGUACGAGCAAUAGUGUGCCUACUGUCGUUCACGCAUCUCCGCAUGACAAGUAACCGCGGCCUUUACUGGACUAUUUGUCAGUCGGAAAAGUCGCAAUUGUCAUUAAAAUUUCAUCGAUAGCCGGCGUUGUUAUUUAAUUCCGUAUGGCACAGCAACAAGAUGCAAGACAGUCUGUAAAAUACGCCUAGAUGCGAUAUUUUUGGGAUAGAUGUCACAUUGUCGUUACAUACCUACGUCUUGCCGCGUUCUCUCCUCUUCCUUGAUCACUUUGUGUGUGAGAUCAGAAUGUUCAUGAAGAAAAUAUAAUGAGGAUCAAAAGGAACUAUCAAAAGUUGCAAGCAGAGAUUCAAUCGUACUCCAGCUUUUAGACUACUGAUACAACGCCUAUCUAGAUUUUUAAAGGAAAACUAAAAUCAUAGGAGUGUAAGGAGAGAGAGAAAGAAAGAGUACACACAAAGAAGAGGAAGUAGUGUAAACUGAAAGAAGGGACAAAAAUUAGUUCAAAGGUUUGAUCGUGACAUCCUAAGUACAGCCAAAGGAUAAGAGAAAGCAUAGACUUGAAGCAACAAUUGAAUAAGAUUAUGUUUCUAAGAGGAUUUCAUCGGUGUCAUUUGAUUCUUAAAAUAGAAAUUUUAUUAAAAUUCUGAAAGAGAAUUCUUUGGCUGGGUGAUAUACAGAGCUAGUGCUCCACCUCAUAUGGAUUGUUUGAUGGUAACAAUUGUCUGGCGAAAGGAACGUAGUAGCCUCUCGUCGAGCUUGGCAGAAGGUAGUUCCCUGUUGAAUUAAAUUCUCAUCGGAGUCAUCGCCAGGAUAUCCGUGGUGACGAAUAGAUCGUUACCUGGGUUGAAUUCUUGUGAAUUUUGUUCGGGACAAAAUUGCACGGAGGUCAUUGACGGGGCUCAGGUUUUAGGGAAAGGUAGCGUGCAAUGCCGAGAUGCUGCAAUGAGAGCAAAGCAGCGAGUCCGGUGAACAGCAACAGCGACAGGAACAACUCCGAGGACAUAACACUCUCGCAGACCCACGCCUUCUCCAUUGGCAGUCAGUCCGAGCCAGACGAGGAUCCACUAGUGCCCGAGCGCUCCCAUAGAAGAUUACGUUGUGACCUGAGCCCCGUCCCUACGAGUACAACAACAGGAUUGAGCCUCAAGCUACUCAGCAUUAAGGGUGAUCGUGCUAGCAGGCAGCAGCAGUUGAGCUCAGGAAUAGGCAGUGGGCACAGAGACAGAGAAAGAGAGGCGAAAAAGAAAGCAGCUAUAGGAAACGCGGUGCGCGGUCUCUUCCCAUCUAGCCACAGCAGGCAGGACAGGUAUGAGACGAGCAGGCAGCGUUCGCCAGGAGGCACUGGCGGUGUUGGAUUGUCCGGACUUUGUCCGAAGCUGGUGGCCGGUGGAGGAUCCGGAGGUGGCGGAAGUCAGUCCGGUAUUGGUCUUGGUGUGGGCCACCUAGCAAAUCAGGAAGGAGGACCUCUUGGAGUGGUGACCACCCAGAGGACUCAUAGUCAUACGCACAGUCAUCGCCGUCAGCGAAAACUCUCGGUGGUAUCUCAAGCAGGUAGCAGUGCUAACAGCUCGCUAGAUCGCAAGAUUUUGCCUAGUGUCAAUCGUUCCUCGGUGGCUAUUUGCAAGAGGCAGACACGUACGAGUCGCGCGGAGCAUAACGCGGACUCUGUAUCUAUAACCAGUAACGGUACCACGGGUAGUUCACCAUCGCCGAAGAAGAAGACGCCAUCCGCACUGCAUAUCUUGGAGAAAACGUCCUCCCAGGGUCUCCAUCUUACCUCACUAGAACAGGAGAAUGAUAGAAGCUUCAGCGACGCUGAGGAAGCUAUCAGUGCCACGGAGAAUCUCUCCAGGAUACCAGGUACGAGUUCAACGCCUUCCACGCCCACCGGUAAAGUGAAACCUAGGAAAAUAAGUAAAGAGGAAAAGACUGCGGAUCUAAAAAUGCUGUCAGAAGCAAGCGAUUCGAGCAAGCUUGAAAAAUUCCCUGAGGAACAAGAUAAGAAGUCUCAGGAGUCUUCCGAGUCUAAGAUCGUGAGUGGACGUAAGGGAUCGCCCGCAGAGGAAAAAAGUGCUAAGAGAAAGACCGAAGGAAGUACGGAUAAGACGGUUACUAGGAAAGAAUCGAAGGAUUCCGAUGCGGAUAAAAAGGAUACGUCGCCACUGUCGAAGCAGACCACAGCGGAGUCGACGGACACUAAGAAGAUGGAGCCCGUCGAAUCUAGGCACGGAAAAGUCAAGAACUCUAGAUUUGUCACAUCAAAAGUCUCUGAGGAUGCUGUAGACACCACGGAUGUUAAAGAUGCCGAGGAAGGAGAGCCUAAGGAUACCGGGGAGCAAGUCACCAUCUAUGACGAGGACGACAACGGGACCAGUAUCAGUGACAUUGUUGCAACACAGGCUCUACACGAAUCACUGAGCAAGAUGGGCAAAGUACCGCCAUUAGAUAGCGAGAUCAAGGCUGCUGAAGGAGAGUUAAAGUCGGAGUCGAAUGAUGCCAAAAAAAUGGUGGAUGGUCAGGAAGUUGUCCAGGAUGCAGGACAGGAAGCUGGUCAGGAAGCUGGUCAGGAAGACGUCGUGGAAGGUUUUAUAGGACCUCUUUUAGAUGAGAACUUUAAAGCCGAUGAAAAGCUUACCCAGAAUACAAUGGCUAUGGAAGAGGUGCGGAAUCUCCUAAUGAAAGUAAAGGUACAGGCGGUUGAGGAAGAUGACGACGAAGAGAAGGCUAUCGGAAUCUCAACCGAUGGGCGGUUUUUAAAAUUCGAAGAAGAGAUCGGUCGAGGUAGCUUCAAAACUGUCUACAGAGGUCUCGAUACUCAGACUGGUGUCGCGGUUGCCUGGUGCGAACUGCAGGAAAAGAAACUUAACAAAACCGAGAGAUUGCGUUUCCGUGAGGAGGCAGAGAUGCUUAAGGGGCUUCAGCAUCCGAACAUCGUACGCUUUUACGAUUACUGGGAGGUGACGUUAACCAAAAGAAAAUAUAUAGUUUUGGUGACGGAAUUGAUGACAUCGGGAACUUUGAAGACUUACUUGAGGAGAUUCAAGAAGAUAAAUCCCAAAGUUGUCAAGUCCUGGUGCAGACAAAUCCUCAAAGGCCUGAGUUUCUUACAUUCAAGAGCACCGCCAAUCAUCCAUCGUGAUCUUAAAUGCGACAAUAUAUUUAUCACCGGCACUACUGGUAGUGUUAAGAUUGGCGAUUUGGGUUUAGCCACCUUGAAGAAUCGUAGCUUUGCCAAGAGUGUAAUCGGCACCCCGGAGUUUAUGGCUCCCGAGAUGUACGAGGAACAUUAUGACGAGUCUGUAGACGUUUACGCCUUCGGGAUGUGUAUGUUAGAGAUGGCAACUAGUGAAUAUCCUUAUUCAGAGUGUACCGGACCAGCUCAAAUCUACAAGCGUGUGGUGUCGGGUGUGAAACCGCAAAGCUACGACAAAGUGGAAAAUCCAGAGGUUCGUGACAUUAUCGAGAUGUGUAUUCGACUGAAAAAGGAAGAACGUCCACUGGUGAAGGACCUUCUGAAUCACGAAUUCUUCGCAGACGACGUAGGACUCAAGCUGGAAAUGGUGUCGCGUGAUUCCGCAGUAGCAGAAGCUGAACUUUCUCGCGUGGAGUUUCGCCUUCGUGUUUUGGAUCCUAAGAAACGCAGCAACAAACACAAGGAGAACGAGGCCAUCCAGUUUGACUUUGAUAUCCAAGGUGACAAUGCUGAGGAGGUUGCCUCAGAAAUGGCGAAGUCGAGUCUUAUCCUAGAGGAAGAUGCUAAAGCCGUGGCGAAGAUGCUCAAGUCCCAAAUAGCAGGUCUACUGCGCGAGCGCGAGGAAAGAAAAGCCAAGGAGGAAAAGGAGAGGCUGGAUCGUGAAGCUGAAACUAUUACGACGGAUAAUCUUCUUCAGCAGCAGCAACAACAGCAGCAGCAGCUACAACAACAACAACAACUGUUGCUGCAGCAGAUGCAAAUUCAGCAGCAACAAAUACAGUCCAUGCAGAUGCAAAAUCAGGUGCAAAUGCAAUCCACAAUGCCAAUGGGCCAGAUGCAAUCUGGGCAAAAUCUUCAGCCACAGCAGGUGCAGCUCGUACAGCAGCAACCAUUGAUUCAGCAGCAGACAUCUGUGGUGCAACCACAGCAGGCUCAACAGCUGCAACAGAUAGCCACUGGCCAGCAACAAGUGCAAUAUCAACAGCAGCAGUACCAGCAACAGCUGCAGCAUGUGCAGCAGCAACAAUAUCAGCAGCAACAGUACGCGCAACAAGUGUCGCAAAGUCUCAGUGGUGGUUCUUCGCAAUGUUCGACGCCUCAGACAAUUCAAGGCCAGCCACAGUUUCCGCAGGUGAAUCAGCAGAUACAGCAACAACAACAUAUGCAACAGCAGCAACAGCAGAUUCAUCAGCAGCAGCAGCAGCAGUAUAUUCAACUGAAUCAAAUGAACGUGCCUCAGCAAAUGGCGCAUCAGCCGCAGAUACAGCAGCAGAUGCAGUCCCAGCAACAACAGCAACAGCUUCAAUCACAGAUUCAAAUUGCUCCUCAACAACAACAGCAGCAGCAACAAGCACAGCCACAUAUUCAUCAGCAGAUGCCUCCGAAUCAGCAACAAAUUCAGUAUUCACAGCCGCAACUGCAGAUGCAACACAUACAGCAGAUUCAUCAGCAUCCUGUGGGCUCGCCACCCGUCCAGAAUCAGCAAUAUUAUCAGCAAAGCGCAGCUACAACAGCCGUCCCUUAUUCGGGUGGUCAGAUAUAUCAGCAGAAUAUUCCACAGCAAAUGUUUCAUCCAGCUUACUCGGCGUCCUCAACGGGAACUGGUCAUGUAGAAAUUCUACCUGGUGCUCAGACCACCCAGCAAGUUUAUUCUCAUUCAAAUCAUCCUGGUGGCAGUGCUGUGGCUACUUCCCAGGGUUACGUCCAAUCCGUAGGUCAGGUUCAGGCCUCCGGAGCACCCGCAGUCAACGUUCAAAGUUCCUCGACGGUUGCCCAUGUGCAAAAUGUACAGCAGCAACAGUCACCCGUUCCAAAUAUACAAAGCGCACCUGCGCUACUCUCGGGACAACAGCAAUCGCAACAGCAACAACAACAACAACAACAACAACAAAACAUUAUGGUGCAACUGCAGUACUCUCAAAGUGCUAACGUUAUGUCAAACACAGUACCAAUUACUCAAAACGUACCCAUAGCGUCUCACUCCUCUGGAAAUAUUCAGCAACAGGCAAAUAUGCAACAGACUGGAAACAUUCAGCAACAGCAGAUGCAACAACAUAUUCUGGCUGGCACGGAUUCCGUUCAAGAUAAGAGCAAUCUUGUCAAACAAGAUACCAUGGAUUCUGUUCAAUCUCUACCUGCCGAUAAUUCUGCUCAGCCCCAGGACGCGUCUACCACUGGGUUUGCUCCAGUGCAAAAUACUAGUUCCAACGAAGGGAUCACGCCAGACAAUUCUGAGAGCAUCCCAGUGCCAGAGCGGAACCGCGUGAAGCGCUCCGGUACAAAGAGAAAAAAACCUGGAAUAAAGUUGACUGUCUUAUCAGUAAGCAGUGGCGAAGGUCAGUCAAUGACCGUAGAAUGUCAGUUAGACACCAGCAAGCAGAAGACCGUAACAUUCAAAUUCGACAGGGACGACAUGGUACCCGUGGACAUCGCAAACAACCUGGUCGCUGAGAACUUGUUACCCCAGUCCCAGUGCGACACCUUCAUUGAGCUCAUUGAAGACAUCGUGAAGCAAUUACGACUCGAUCCCACCAGAAGUUUACCUCUCGUAGCUCACGGUCCACCUGAUCAAUCAGCAGGUGGCAGUCCGGUUACCAGUCGUAGGCCUAGGGAUCGUGAUCAUAGUCUCGACACCUCCAAGCAGGUGAGACAUGGCUCGCUAACUCGUCAAAGCAGCCACCGAUCAUCGUACAAAGCCCACCGUAGGCACCGUUCGAGAGAUGAGACAUCGAACACCUCUACGCCUACGAAGUUACUUCCCAUCGAUCAGAUAUUGUCGCAUAUCACUACGGCGCCUUUGGAUAAGCAGCAUAGUGUACAGACACCGGAUAGUCAGACUGGACCCGACAGCAUCUCUUCGGAAGCAUCUAGAAGAUCUUCUACGUCGACCCAGAAUACGGAUACUUUGACUCCUACUAACAUACCGAACGAUCUUACGGAUACUCAGGAGAGCACGAUAUCGGGGACGUCGACGGAGACCAUCCUUGAGCCGUAUUACCCGAAUGCUGAGGAUGUGCUUACAUUGCAAUUCCAGGAGAAGGCUAAGCAGCCUAGUCAGACUGCAUCCCAGAAUAAACAACAGGAACCUAUUGGUGAUACAUCGAAAACGGACGUAGUUAAGGCCAGUACAUUGCAAGAGAAGCAGGAUGCCCCUGACGAAGAUGCGAGUAAAGGAGCUGUCCCGGAUGUACCAUCUUCGGAGGUUCCUAAAUUGACGGCGCCGCCAGCCAGAAAGAUCUCUAGAUUUCUAGUCAGUCCCGUAGUGGAACAAAAGCCAGUUUCUGAAUUGGAGCCUAAGGAAAAUCAGUCAGCAACGUCGCACGUACAACCACUUCAUGGUAACGAUAUUCCCAAAGUAACUGAAGUUGAAACGAAGGUGCCGGAUGUUUCUACCUCAAAUUACGAAAUUCCUGUGGAUGCUCUUGAGAUACCACCAGGAGAUGUUACCCAGCAGGUGCAGCAGUUUCAUUCUCAGCAACAGAAUGUGCAGAAUGUACAGCAGAUGCAGAAUGUUCAGCACAUUCCACACACUGUCAGUUCCGUGCAACAGAACUCUUGUCCUGUGCAGAUGCAGCAUCAACUUAUUCAUCAGGGUACCGCAGCAGUUCAUCAAGGGCAGAUGCAACAGAACGUGGUGAUGCAACAAAAUUUAAUACAGCAACAGGAUAUACAAACUGCUCAGCACAUGCCGGGCAUUCCUAUUGGCCAAACCCAGUAUCAAGAGCAACCUAUAAUCCAGCAACACGUUCAACUGCAAUCAACACAAGUACCCAUGCAGCAGCAGCAGCAGCAGCAGCAAGUACAGCAACAGGUACUUAUACAACAGCCACAAACUCAGCAACAACUACCGGUACAACAGCAGAUGCAACAGCAACAUACUAUUCAACAACCCUUUGUGCAGCAACAACAACAAUACGUCGUGCUAUCCGGUCACGUUCAACAAUUACAACCGCAGCCAAAUAUCGAUGAAAGAAAUCGUCGUGUCUCUAAUAUAUCCACUGUGUCAAAUGUAUCAGCAGAUUCUCAGUUGUCAGAAUCAUCGAAUAUAGCAGACGACCGAAGAAUGUCAAGUGCUGUUACGAAUGCAGCCAUGCAACAACACGUGCAAAACCUGCAGAACUUACAAAACGUGCAACAGAUGGGCCAAGAUACAGCUACGGUGUUCUCACAAGGACCAAUGGAAACUGCGCAAGUUAAUGUUAUCCAUCACAAUGUUGUCCAUCCGACACAAACUGGUGUUUCGCUCUCUGUGCCUACACCGACACCUGUACCUGUACCAAUACCAGUACCAGUACCUCUAAUAAGUAACGUGGAUGUUACACCAAAGGUUCCCGUGAAGACCAAAGAGGUCUCCUCGACCUUACCAGAUCUUGCUCAAAACCUCGCGAACAUUCUUUCAAAUCCAAAAACCAAAUCAGUAACUCCGCAUUCUGUAACGAGUCACGAGCCGAGUUCAAACUUGAACCAAACUCCAAGUGUGGUUGAACAUAAAUCUGUGGUUCACGCUGAGCAAUUCUUUCCACCGGUAACAAAUGUGGAACAAUAUUUCCAACCGAUACAACCGGAAUUGCCACUGGUGCAGAUUCAACAACCCCACAUGCAGCAGAGCUUCCAGAUGCAGCAGCCUAUGAACCAGGGCAUACAGGUGCAACAAGGUUUUCCUGCACAGAUACAUCAGCACCAGUUUCAACAACCUCAACCGACUAUGCAGCAACCACCUGGCAUACUGAUGCAACAAGUCCAACAGAUUGAGACUCCCCAGCAGAUUGUGCAACAACCUAUUGGACUCCCGCCACAAGUUCCCAUUCAAGGUCAAUGGAACGUCGCGCAGUAUCCAGCUGGCUCUAUGGGACAAAAUGUACAACAAUCACUUCCAGUACAACACGUGCAACCUGUGCACAGUCAGCCACAAAUACAGCACGUGGCGCCUAUGCAACAUCAGCAACAACCUGAACAUAUUGAUGUUCCUAUAGAUUCACAUCAUCUGCAGCCGAAACCUCCUGAACAACAGCAACAGCAACAACAUUUAACAGCCACCGACGUAGAUGGCAAUUUUGAGUACAGCAAUGGCAGCAGACGAACAAGUGCCGAUUGCCAAUUUCUGUCGUCGGAAAACGAGAAUUCGAGCCAUGAUGUCACUCCAGAACAUACAAUUGUUGAGUCUGUGGAUCCAGUGUUGUUUGCCCAACAACAAAUUUCCCAACAACAACUACAGCAACAGCAUCGCAAGCUUAGUCAGCAAAAUUCAUUGGACAAGAUCACCGACAGCAAUGCUAACGCGCAAGGACCACAGACUAUUGCUGAUUUACAACAGAAACUGGUUCAACUGACCAGUCAGCCAUCGGAAUCAUUGACUGUGGGUACACCGCCAAUGAGUCAUCCUGCUACUCCUCAUAGUCAUCAAGCUGCUGGAAGUUAUGACGUUUAUAUGCAUUCACUGCAGCAAAAGCUGGUGAACAUCGGAAUGCCUGUAGUGGCUUCUCAGACCAUGGGUCCAUUGUCUCCUCAAACAACAAUGCACUCCUCGUCAUCAGGACUUCCUGAACCUAGCGUUAGUACCGUUACUGAAGGAGUCGUGCUGGGUCAAGAACAGCAACCCUCGCAAUGUUCAACAAGUCAACCGGGCACUGAGUACGCUAUUGACAGUCCCAUACCUGGAGCGGGACCAAGCGGAUUUGAUAUGAUGAGUCCUAGCAAGGAGAGUGUAAAGAUGCGACCGCAACGACCAGGAUCUCGUCUGCAAGAAUUGGAACAAGAACUCGCAAAGAUUCAUCAGAGAGGCCCGAUCCUCUCAUCGUCUUCCCCACAACCCCUUACUCCAGUUCCGACAGUUCAGCCACUGCAACCCCAGGUUCAAGUUUCUUCUCAGAAUUUAUUGGCUACUGUACACCCAGUUUCGACCGUUCCUAUUGCCACUAUUUCACCAAGUAUCAUAACUUCCACUUCCGGUACCAAUACUCCCGUUCAGUUCGAAACUCAGGAUAACGUUGAGAGAGUUGUUCCGGAACAACUUGUUAGAAAAAUUUCACGAUUUAUGGUAUCGAAAGUUGCCGGUCCUCCAACUACCGAGACACCGGGACCAACUCAUUUAGAUUCUAAGGCUCAGCAGUCGUCUUGUUUGGUACAGGAAGAUCAGAAAAAUAUCCAAGGGACUGCUGCGCCAAUGCAGGUAAUUCACAGCCGGGAAAGUUCCGUACCACCGCAGGCAGGUUCAAACAUUUCAGCCGGUGGAAGUUGUGCAGAGAAUGUCUCCUAUAUCUGGACAACUGGUUGCCAGGAGAGCCUCACUUCCUCAUCCCAGUCAUCGUAUACACACUCAAUAAAAACCAUGCCGUCCUCGGCUCAUCAACAUCAACAGCAGCAUCUACACACGCAUCAUCCUCAACAUCGCAAGAACUUCUCCACUCAGACGUUAGAUCGUCAAAUCCAGAAUAUCUUCCUCUUGAAACCACCUCCUGGAUCGAAGCAGCACGCCAUACCUAGAGACAACCUUCUACGGGCAAGACGUGAGGGAGUAGGCCAGGAAGUGGUGGAGCGGUCCCAGGAGGAUUCUAGUAAUCAGGUAGCAACCAGGAGAGUCAACGAGAAUCAGGAUGGAAAUGCUUGGCAGCAUGUGGCUGGAAUAGCACGAGCCAAGAUGCACGAAUCCAGAAUACCUUUUGAAAGUCCUUCAGGACAUCUCUGCGCUUCUUCGAUGCCAGUUGCUAGUUCUUCCAAUACGUCACCAAAUCCUUUGAUGAGGUACUCUAAGGGUCAGGAUGGAUCUAACAUUUUGAAUGGAGCUUUACAAACUGCUUCGCAAGAUCAAGGGAAUGGGUUAUUAAGGGAUCAGAUUCUUGAUGGACAAUCUCUACUUGUACCCGGUGCUGUUGCUACUAAUGCCUUCUUUGGGAAUGUACCUGGUACGAUGAACUCUACGAACGUUCAGCAGUGUCCAGGACUUGUCAGUCCUGGUGUUCAGGCAGCUGUUAAUGCCCCUGGGCCCAACUAUAAUACUACUGGCAAUGUUAAUCAGCGGUCGAGACGUCGUCUAGGAACAUAUACGCUGCCUGUUUUUCAAUUUGACAGUUAUCCUCUUUUGGGAACUAAUCAGAAAUCUGAAUUGAUUGCUGAUUCAACUUCAAGUGCUCAAAAAGACAGAGACCCUGCAUUUUUUAAUAUCCAAAUUGGAUUGACUACGUCUAAAAAGAUUGACAGUCCGUCAAUAGUACUGAACGAGGGUUUCGAUGAUCAGGCACGAAGAUCCUCUGCAUUUUCUACUAUAAAAAGUGACGCGAGCCAUCCUAAAAACCCACCGUGUUAUCCUGGUUCAAGUACGGGAGACUUGGAUGAGAAGAAAGAUGAUAAACAAUUAUUUACGUUUGGAUCCUUCAAUUGGGCUGACAUACAAGUUCCAAAAUUAUUCGAAUUCAAUUCUAAAACUUUUUCGAAAACAUUACCAAGUUCUUCUUUGCAAAACAGAAGACUUGCCAGUUCAACAAUAGAUAUCAGAUGUUCCUCGCCAGUAAAUCGAGACAAGAAACACUCAUUCAACUUGCAAUGGCCACUUCUGUCGGAUUCCAAAGAAAAAUCAAAAUCCCAGUGGGACCUUAGAACGUGGGACUUUUCAACAUUGAAAAAAGAAUCUGGUGAACAUGAGAAAAAAUUUAAUUUCAGUUCAUCCAGGAAAAUAUCUAGUUCCAUGCAAGAUCUACGAGGCUUUACUAGCACCGCAAAGCAAUCUGAUAUUUUUUCCUCCACCACAGAACUUUCAAAGUACCUCAGUAACUCCUUGAACAAUCACACGAGGCUAGGCUCACGAAAUUUCAUCGAUCCCGAUUAUGGAAAACUACGUAGACAUCAUCCUUUGGUAAGAUCCAUGACUGAUUUGAGAGAUAGAGGAAAAAAUACAAAACAUUCAAGCCAUAAAAAUUACAACCAAUGGAUGUCCUUGAAUAAUAUGGAUACGUCAAAAAAAGAUAAUGUAAAGGUGCGUCCAGUAUCCACCAGUCAGAGAUCAAGAGUCGGCCCUAUAAGGGCACUAAGAAAAAUCAACAGAGACGUAAAUCCUGGUGAAAUAGUCAAUUUUGCUGAAAGCUUACCUAAACGUAGGAAACAUUCUAUGAGUCAUGUACCAGACUAUUUCCGAUAUAGAGAACGUCCAAUAAAGAGAAGCAACAGCUAUAAGCUACGAGAGGAUGAGCACUAUUUGACUGUUCUUCAGACACUACGUGAGAUAUAUGAUCACGAUGUCCAGGAUGAUUUUCAGGAUCAGUUAGAACUGGACCUACAUUGUCAGAGUCCCGGCUGUAAAAACAGAUUCACGGGAUUUUCAAGUUUGGUACCAAUGGAUAACGGAAGCAGAGGAAAAACAAGUAAUUCAGGAAGUCGAAGUCGUCCAACCUGGAUAGGUUUCUCUCCAGAGCCAAGACAUCUGCUCAAGAUAAAGCUAAAGCAAGCUCGUAGUCUAACCAAUCUAGUACCUGGCCACGGUCCCGUCAAGGUCUGCGAGAACCGCGUCAACAGUCCCAUCACUGACCUGAGCACUGACCCGUUUACCAGAAGAUCAGACACCGGAAGGGCCUAUCACACUGUGCACGCCGGCAUGAAGAUGCAGGACUUUAGCAGCUGGAGGAGAUCCAAGAAACCCAGUGAAUCCGACACUACCGGUACGGAUACAGACGCGGAGAGUAGCAACAGCGACAAGAGAAGCGUCAUUGAGGAUAAAUAUCUGGAACAGGAGGAUUUUUAUUACUGGCCAGGAUACAAAGACAGGACACGACUGUACAAAGGACUGGAAUCAAUGAAGUAUCAGGAUGAGUACAAGGAUAUACUUGAGGAACCUCCUUCGAAAAGUAUUACCAGCCACAACCUUCCCAAAUUCUUAUCCAGGCUGAAGGCGGACGAGUCCUUGCGACAGGGUUUGGCGUCAAUGCCAUAUCCUAACAGUCCUAUCAAUAACGAGCAGUCUUCUCAGCCGCUUCUGAACAACCCGCUGCAUAGGUCUGAUAAGGAAGAGAAACUCCAAGUAUUGACGCCAAGCGAGGAAUAUCAGUUGUUAAUAAAGAGGCAAACGAUGGAGCUGGAGUCCCUUCAAAGAAGACAUAGGGAAGAGCUGGAACGUUUUCAGCAACAUCAGCUGCAGUUGUUGAUUCAGCAACAACAGCAAGCCAGUGCGCUUCAUCAGCAUCAACAUCAUCCUCUGCUUUAUCAUACAGUGGCUGCCAAUGUGGCCGGACAACCAAGAGUACCAGGUAUGGAGGAGUAUCUGAUGUUUAGUACAGCACCCCAAACACCGAUGCAAAAGGUGCCUAGCCAGUCUCCGGAUACAGACGAAACUCUUCGCCUGGCGACACAAAAAUUAAAGCAAGCACCGCAACAACAGCAGACAGGAAUACCGCACGCAUACGUGAUACCCAUUCCCGUGGUGCCCCCGGAGAACGUGCAGCACGUUCCUCCGUAUCCUAGUGAUUCGGUAGAACCUGUGGGUUCAACGAACGGUCCUACAAUUCUUAACCCCACACAGUACCAGUUCGCCCCGAUAAUACCGGACGGUACUAACAUAGGUACCUCUGGUGCUCCAGCAACCGCUAGCCUUGCAGCACCGACACCAAUCUCUAACCCCACUGCGAACGGCGCCUAUCUUCACUAUCAUCAGGCUCCCACCCUUGCCAAUUUCCAGACCUUCGGAUACACGCCCCACGGCGGCUUUUUUUUACCCGCUGGAUAUAGACUCAUCUACGCACCCACGAGUACGCCUCAAAGUCAACCAGCGACUCCGGCCACGCCACACCUGGGUAAUUCUCACGACGGCACUCCGCCCGGCGAACCUCAAGCGCCCCAGGAACAUCCUUCUACCUCGCAGAACGAGCAGUAAAAUACACUUCUCGGAUAAGCUCGUCUACGAGUAUCUUCUGUAAUUAUCCUGAAUGAAAGGGAAUCACGUAGGUAUAUCAUCCGUCAUCAAUCAUCAUCAGCAUCAUUAUUGUCGUUGUCGUCGUCGUCGUCGUCGUCGUCGUCGACCUGGAUGCGUCUCGAGAGUCCUUUCGAAUUAGUCACUGUUUAUAUGCUUUAAUUGUAAUGUCUUAUUAGCGGUUCUAUCGCACGCGUGCGCAAGUUUGCCUUUUAUUAUUGUUGUACGGCAAUGGCCAGAUCCUCUUCGACGGCUGACCUCUAUUCACCUGCGAUCGGGCCUCGAUGAUAACGGGUUCAUAUUGUUAUUAUUAUUGCUACUCUUUUUUUUUUAAUUUUUAAACUUCUGGUUGGAUGUUCCUCGGUGCAGAGUCGUCGGAUUCUCCCUGGCUGAUUAUACACACCCACACACAUAUAUAUUCAUUUCCAUUAGACAGAUUUAUUAGUUUCUUUAUUUCAUUCGUGAGUUUCUUUUCACUAUUCUAUUUUUUUCGAAAUGGCGAAUAGACCCGCUGCUCUGUUGGUACGACCACUAAAUGGAAAGUGGUAAAACGUCAUUUUGUUUUUACUAUAUUAUGAUUAUUAUCUCGUUAGUGAAUUUAUUACCUCUUACUACACUUAUUGUCGGUACUAGUAUUAUUAGUACUACUACUUCUACUGCUACUGCUACUGCUACUGCUACUGCUACUGCUACUGCUACUGCUACUACUACUAUUACCGUUACUAUUACUAUUACUGUGAACAACACUAUUUACUAUCCAGUACUAUAUUACGUACUAUCCGCUACUGUGCAAGACUAGACUAUACUAUACUAUCUACUAUAUACUGUACUAUUGCAGAUAUAAAUACUUCGGUUAGCGCGUUCCUCCCUAUACUUUGUAAGAUUCUUCUUUUCUAACUUUUACAUUACACACGUUACAAACAUUAGAAUUUUUCAAUGUUCUUACUGUACGGAAAACAGCAGUUUGAUUGACAAGAUACGGGAUUCAUGAUGAUAGUGUAGGAAGCAGUGCAUGCUGCUUGGAAUGUCAAAAUUGAGUAUAAUGCAAGUAGCGAUUAAGGAGAUUUCGUGAACGACGUCGUACUCUGCACGGAGAAUAAAAAUGAUAUAUGUAUAUUUUUUAAAUUUUCUCUCUCUCUCUUUCUUCCCCCUUCCCCCAUAUAUGUAUAUACAUAUAUAUUCUCACUUAGAAUUUUCUUUUAUAUUCUUACUGGUACAAUUCUUUGUCCUUAACUUCUUUUAUCUUAUAAUAUACAUAUUACGAUGUGUGUGUGUGCGCGUGAGAGGGGGGUGGGAUGCGAAAGAGGUAAAGAGAGAGAUAGCAAAAGUUUGUAUAAAAGCGAGAUUAGCGAGGAAGAGAGAAGGAAAUGUGAGAGAUCUAGAUCCGUUUACGGACUAUUUCAAUUAUAAUACAAUUCGGCGUAGCUAAGGAUAUUCGUUAUAAUUAGAUAAAAAUGAUUAAUUAACAAUUAUUAGUCAGCCAGAUGAUCAGCUUGCGGCUUGUUUCGUCUCGAUUACGGCGGAUCGUUUAUUUAAUUAUCCCCUCUGCACCCUUUCGCCCAGCCUCGCGACUAUAUGUAUACUGUCACAGGAAGAAGGGUUUCUCGAAGACGAGAGCAAGUUAUUUUGCAAUAGCAAAGGAUUAUUCGCGAGGCUUUUUUAAAUACUUGUUUGUUUCGAGUCUCUCUGCUAUUUGUACUCAGCGUCUUCGUUGUCUUUAUUGUAUUCGUUGUAUCCUAAUGCGACGUAUACAAAAAAAAAAUUGUAUACUAUAGCCAAAGAGCUUUACGCUACUCUCAUUUUCUUGUCUCACCCUGGACAGUGUCCACGACCCUGCUCCUGAACGUUGCGCGACGAACCGCCUGCGAGACGCUGUAUUUGUACAGAUUGUAAACGUGAUUUUAGAUUAUCCUAGGGUAUGAUACGAUACCGACGAAUAAGAUUUAAAUUAGCGUGGAUAUCGUUAGGAAGUUCCCGGCGACGCCAUUAUGGCGUACGAACAGGAGUCUUCACGACCAGAGUCGAACCUGGUGCCGAACGAUAAAAAGAUAAUGAUCGAUCGAGGGGAUAAUAUAUGUAUGAACGGCCGUAGGUUUCAAUGGGCUUUGGGACAAUUAACCAAGACUGAUUAGGUAAAAAGAAUGGGGAUGACGAUAAAGAGGAAAUGGAAUAAUUAGAUAUGAUUGGAAAGAGUAAUAAAAUGGAGAAAAAGAAGAUACACGAUGUUAAGAAUUGUUUAAUUAAGAGAUAAUAAAAGAGAUAAAGAGUGAGAGAGGGACGGGUUAGAAGAAAAUGUUUGUUUGUCUGUCUGUUGUGAAAGCUGAGGUUGUUUGAGGUAGAAUGUUAAGGGAGAUACAAAACGUCGAGGAAUCAUGACCAACCUGGGGAACAUCGUCAGGGACUCAUUUCGCUUACCUAAAGAAAUAUACAACUCUUGAAAUUAUUUUAAAAGUAUCAACAUCACAGCACUUAGAGGAUGUUCCUAACGUUGUCGUUAUCCGGCCACGACUUCCACGAUACUUAGAAUUUGCAGUGCGUAAGCCAUAUAGAAGUCGGACGUUCUACUUGCUUUGGAUGAGAAACUCCUCUGUCCAGAGUGCAGGUUAACGUUUAUAAAUGUGAAUCCUCGCAAACUCUUAUAGCCGAGGAGGCUGUCAGUUAUCGUUAUGAGAAUCCUCAAAAGCCGAGAUGCUUCCUCCUGCGUUCUUGUAGAAGUGUUUUCACGGUUCUUGUUGUUAGGAUGGCUGAUGCGAGAGCUUUGUGAGAACCGGUACCGUCGGCCAGUUAGUCAAAAAGAACCAAAUAAAAGAAAAAACGUGCUCGGAUUUUGUCUCUCCGAGGAUUAAGGAUGAUAGAAAUAUGAAUUGUCUGGAGCUUGGAGUGCUGGCUACCUAGUACAUAUAUAUAUAUAUAUGUGUGUAUAUGUAUAUAUAUAUAUGUAUAUACAUAAUAAAUAUAUAUACGGUAUACGUAAGAGGUAAUAAUUAAUGACCCAGAAAUACGUGAGUCUGUAUCUGGAGACUAUUCACAAUUGGCGACAUAUCCUCGCUCAUGUAGAAAUUUAUAUACUGUACUGUGGGGAUAUGAAGAAUUAAAUACACAAAGAUAUAUAUACAGGGUGUCCCGAAAAUAAAAAGAUAUGGAGUAAACCAUCAAGUAAAAGAGGAAAAUCUGAAACAAAAAGUCCUGCUCCAUUUCUUUUUACCAAGCUUUCCUCUUAGAGUUAUAAACAAAGCUAGGCAAUCAACGCGCGUGCGUACCCGCUGAAUAUCCAAGAACGCGGCAAAUGGGUGAUAAAGGGAUGCUCAGCAGGUACAGCCGUGCGUUGAUUGGUUAGCUUUAAUUGUUUAUAACUUUAAGAGGAAAGCUCGGUAAAAAAUGCAUCAGGACUUUUUGUUUCAGAUUUUACUCUUCUGCUUGAUGGUGUACUACACAUCUUUGUAUUCUGGAACACCCUGUAUAAGUGUGUAUAGCUGAUUAGAGGGUAUCCCCAGGGUACACUGUUUCAGGUGGAAUUAAACUCGUAACUCAUCCUUAAAUGUAACAUAGCUAUGCUAGGUUCUUUAUUAUGGUUCCUUCUGGAUUUUUGGCCUUAUAUCUUUAUUUUAUCUUUGUAAUACUUCGUUGAUCUCCUUGUCAUUCCUAUAUUUGGUCGUGUUUCUGCUCUUCUUUAUCUUUGAAUUAAUUAUAGUAAUUUGCUUAAGGAAGAUGAGUGCUACCAGCUCCAGUCGUUGUAAACACGUGCUUAGCUCAGGAGCCUUUACAUGUCCUUUCGCGGGUGAUGCAUAUUAUAUAUUAAAACAAGGAAGUGAAAAAGGGAGAAAGUCUGUUUCUUUCCCUCCAACAAUACAUUUCAUAUGUAUAAAACAUAUAUAUAUAUUUUGUGUCUUUUGAUUUUGCCUGAGCAAGCACCUCCUAUAGAUUCUUCUCAUAUGUAACAUCUGCCCCAAGACUCAUAUAGUAAAAAUGAAGGGCAGAGAAAUUGGCAAACAGGUGCCAUGCAUGGAAUGAAUAGGAUGAGAAAAAUUGUAUACUGUGGAUGAUACAAAAUGGAUAGAAUGAUGAGAACAAUGGGUGAACAGAGGAACUUGAGUAACUAUUAUAAUAUUGUAAGACAUAACAGUGCGUUAACCUCUGAGAAGCCUCCCUUUGCACUUGCGUUAAUAUGAAUUAAAUUGUUUUCUCGCUAUGCUACCAGCGAUAAAGAAUGAGAACAACUUAAAGCUUAACGGAAUAAGUUAUACAAAUAAGAAUGUGGAUAAGAAGAUGAAAGGCAGCAAAUCAGAGAAGGAAUCGGGAGAAAAUUAUAUUAGAAUUGAAAAUGAAUGAUAAACUAUGAGAUACAGGCUGUAACAACGAUGGAAGGAGUUCAAUAAAAAUUCAAUGAAA